AGGUAACUGAGCUGAAUGAGCCGCUCUCAAAUGAGGAUAGAAACCUGCUGUCUGUAGCCUACAAGAAUGUAGUUGGAGCUAGACGAUCUUCCUGGCGUGUCAUCAGCAGCAUAGAGCAGAAGACUAUGGCGGAUGGGAACGAGAAGAAGCUGGAGAAGGUUAAAGCCUAUAGGGAGAAGAUAGAAAAGGAGCUGGAGACAGUCUGCAAUGAUGUUUUGGCUCUCCUAGAUAAAUACUUAAUCAAAAACUGCAAUGACUUCCAGUAUGAGAGUAAGGUCUUUUAUCUGAAAAUGAAAGGGGAUUACUACCGCUAUUUGGCAGAAGUUGCUGCUGGAGAGAAGAAGAACAGUGUUGUGGAAGCCUCAGAAGCUGCCUAUAAAGAGGCUUUUGAAAUCAGCAAAGAGCACAUGCAGCCCACUCACCCAAUUAGGCUUGGGCUGGCACUCAAUUUCUCAGUGUUCUACUAUGAAAUCCAGAAUGCUCCGGAGCAGGCCUGCCUUUUAGCCAAACAAGCCUUUGAUGAUGCCAUAGCAGAGCUGGACACACUAAAUGAGGAUUCCUACAAGGACUCCACUCUCAUCAUGCAGUUACUUCGAGAUAACCUCACUCUGUGGACGAGUGAUCAGCAAGAUGAAGAAGCAGGAGAGGGCAAUAAUUAAAAAGCUUUCCUCCGAUCCCUCUUUCAUCCACUUCACCAUCCCCAUCAUCACCAAUAUUUCCCUGCCACAGUCACACUAAAUAUCUAGUGCUAAGCAUAUCUGUAUUGUACAGCUGUUCAGAUCUGCUGUCCACGUUAUCAAGAAGCAGUUUCAGAUGAAAAUUCAUGGGCAUUGAUGGAUUGAUUGGUAAUUGGCCCUAUUUAAGUUGCACUUGAGCAGUGCAGAAAGAUACGUAGUAAAUUAGGAAUUUUUAGUUUGCGUGUUGAUUGGGAAAUAUGGGAAAGAAUAAUGGAAAGCAACUGAAGAUAGAUUCCAGUUAUUUUUUUUCCAUUUGAAAUGAGCUAACAGUUCUGUUAAGCAGUACGUUUUGUGCAUGCCAAGUAAAUUAGCCACCCCGAUUUUUUUCAGGCAAUGGAAACAGUUAAGCUGAUGUGAAAUGGCAACUCUGUUCAUCAGUUUACAAGAAACUGUUUGAAAUGUGAGGUUUCAGUAGCAAUUUGGUUUUUUGCCUCUAACUUCUGUGCACAGUUUCUUUUAAUGCAGUGCAUCUACCUAAGAGUUUUGAUACCUGUAACCUUUUGGAGUUGUUUUGAAGAAUCAUGAAUUUAUUUUUUGUAAACUCUUUGGCUGUUUAGUUGUCUGUGUAUUCUGACAACACUAUGUCAAUAUUAGCCCAUGUUAAGAUGGAUGACUGAGAUGCCAGACUUCUAAAUUAAAUGUUUUGGAAUUAAAUGAAUAAAAUAAAAUGCUGCUUCGGGGAUGUUAUCUCUA
Messenger RNA from Apaloderma vittatum (bar-tailed trogon), 1430 nucleotides. It is a transcript of the gene YWHAH, whose product is annotated as tyrosine 3-monooxygenase/tryptophan 5-monooxygenase activation protein, eta. The record is from RefSeq and is a predicted model, not a curated record. The transcript has a single exon. Bases 126 to 659 code for a protein of 177 amino acids. NCBI's taxonomy places the organism in Eukaryota, Metazoa, Chordata, Aves, Trogoniformes, Trogonidae. Gene Ontology annotation, cellular component: cytoplasm. Gene Ontology annotation, biological process: signal transduction.